AUGGUGGACUUCCUCAUUGUCAAUGUGCCAUCAGUGCACAAUGUCAUUCUGGGCAGACCUUCUCUCAAUGCAAUGAGGGCAGUAGUCUCCACCUAUCAUCUGAUGAUGAAGUUUCCCACCGAGGGUGGAAUAGGUUACAUCCAAGGCGAUCAAUGCGAAGCUCGGAGAUGUUAUGCGAUAGCAGUAAAGAAAGGGUCUGUGAAGCAAGCACUCACUGUCAACGUCUUAGAUCCCAGAGGACCUACAGAGAAUUCAUUUGUGGAAAACCUGGAGAGGGUAUCGCUCGAUAAAGCAGAUUUGAGCAAGACCGUUCAGCUCGGAACGACAUUAAGUUCUAAGUUGAAUAUGGACCCGGAUUACAAACCCGUGAAACAGAAGAGUAAACCAUUCGAUGCUGAACGGUACAAAGCCAUAGCCGACGAAGUCUCCAUCCUGCUUGACGCUGUCUUCAUAGAGGAGGUACAUUAUCCCGAUUGGAUUGCAAACGUGGUCCUCAUCAAGAAAGCCAAUGGAAAAUGGUGGGUCUAUAUAGAUUACUCGGAUCUGAAUAAGGCGUGCUCAAAGGAUAGCUUUCCGUUACCUCGGAUCGAUCAGCUGGUAGACAGACAGCACAGUCGGGCACAAACUACUCUCCUUUCUGGAUGCUUACUCUAG
Messenger RNA from Magnolia sinica, 654 nucleotides. RefSeq lists its product as uncharacterized. The transcript is spliced from 2 exons. The record is from RefSeq and is a predicted model, not a curated record. Bases 1 to 654 code for a protein of 217 amino acids. Lineage: Eukaryota; Viridiplantae; Streptophyta; Magnoliopsida; Magnoliales; Magnoliaceae.